AUGUUUGAACUACCAGAGGCAAAACGAAUUCGGCGUAACGAAAUAGUCUCCCCAUCUUCGUCAACCAGAAGUUCGCCAGAGUUACUACCAGCCGACAAUGAAGAAGCGCAUGCUAGACUCGCACAAUUGCUAUCCUUCGACCUAUCAACAGAUACAGCCCAGAAAAGGCAGCCGAUAGAAGCGAAUAGCCAACAACCUGACAGCAAAGAUGCAAAUGACGACGACGAAGAAGAAUUCGAAUUCCGCCUCUUCAGCGCACCAAAACCAGUCCCCUCUAGCACCACAAAACAAGACACAAGCAAGGAAAACGAAGGAGACAAAAUAAAAACUCAAAAACUCAAGAUCCGACUCCGAUCACCUACGCCCGUCGACAUCCAACCAGGUGAUGGCCGAUUCAUAGUCCCAUUCCGCGGAUGGAGGUAUUACUUCACGAAACCUGAACUGAUGCACCUAUCCGCUCGCGACGCGGAAGAGAAAGCACUGAUAGAAGCAGAGCUACUAAAGAGGCGGCGAGAGUACGAAGAGACCGCUAUCAGCAGUGCUGAGGUGCUCAAUUGGGCGAACAGUACAGAAACUCCUGGGUGUCAUUUACCGUGGCGCGUGUUCCAGCUUGAUUGGAAAUAUCAUCGGGUGCCCAAAUCGUUACUUGGUAAAAUAGAAACGACAUCCGUGAAAACGACAACAGAAGACAGGGAGAAGAAAAAAUCAAAACCAGGAAAGAAGCGACGAAUCAUCUUACGGACUCGCGCUGCUGCCAAGGCUACAGAAAAGGCUAAGGCCGAAGCGACGUCGAAUAUGACUGAGGCGGAGAAGCGGAAUAAGAAGAAUAGGGAGAGGAAGAUUAAGAGGCGGCAAAAAGAAAGAGAGAAAAAAGCUGCGUUGGCUGCGGCGGGKGGCGCAACUACGGCUACUGAUGGGGKGGGAGCUGCMUCAGUGGACGGUGACUCGUCUGACUGA
Talaromyces amestolkiae is the source of this 957-nucleotide messenger RNA. RefSeq lists its product as uncharacterized. Bases 1 to 957 code for a protein of 318 amino acids. The transcript is spliced from 2 exons. NCBI's taxonomy places the organism in Eukaryota, Fungi, Ascomycota, Eurotiomycetes, Eurotiales, Trichocomaceae. The record is from RefSeq and is a predicted model, not a curated record.